This is a messenger RNA of Papilio machaon (common yellow swallowtail), 489 nucleotides long. RefSeq lists its product as uncharacterized. The transcript has a single exon. The record is from RefSeq and is a predicted model, not a curated record. Bases 23 to 469 code for a protein of 148 amino acids. NCBI's taxonomy places the organism in Eukaryota, Metazoa, Arthropoda, Insecta, Lepidoptera, Papilionidae.
AACAACACAGACCACUACAAACAUGAUGAAGCUGGUGGUGUUGUCUUGCCUGUUGGCCGCCGCGUCUGCGGGCCUCAUCGCUCCCCUCGCCUACUCGGCGCCUUACGUCUACCCCGCGGCCCUCGCUUACAGCGCGCCCCUCGCCGCGCCUUAUAACUACCGAGGCCCGCUGUCCCUAGCGCCGGGACAACCCGCCAACAUCCUCGCCGCUGACGGCAGGCCGCUCGACACCCUCGACGUCAACCUAGACCGCGCCGCACACUACACCGCCAAGGCGCUCGACAACGGAUUCCACCUGCUAAAGAAGCGUUCCGUGAUUUCUCCUGUGAUCGCCGCCCCACUGGCCCACGUCGCGACCCCACUGAUUGCGCCCGCAGUGCGUGUCGCCUACACCGCGCCGUACGCUGCCUCCUACAUCUCGCCUGUCGCCUACGCCCGCACCGCCUCACAUGUCACUCACGUCCUGUAAACUACAUACUUAUUAUAAAA